Messenger RNA from Vigna unguiculata (cowpea), 1217 nucleotides. RefSeq names its product SPX domain-containing protein 4 (gene SPX4). Gene Ontology annotation, biological process: cellular response to phosphate starvation. The record is from RefSeq and is a predicted model, not a curated record. NCBI's taxonomy places the organism in Eukaryota, Viridiplantae, Streptophyta, Magnoliopsida, Fabales, Fabaceae.
CAUCUUAUUUUCAUCUUUGCAAAGAAGACAUCAUAACUAAGGAAAAAACUCAAACCCGAAUCCAAAAAAUUGUGGAAUCUUGAAGUGUGAUCACUCAUAAUCAGCAGCAAUGAAAUUUGGGAAAGAGUUCAAGACCCAUUUGGAAGAAACCAUCCCUGAGUGGAGAGACAAGUUCCUCUGCUACAAACCAUUGAAGAAACUCCUCAAACACCACCUUCCUUCAACCACCACCACCGUCGCCACCACCCCCAUCAACCUCCCUCUUCACCUUCUCCAACAACCCUCUUCCCCGCAACUCCUGCAGGCUUGGUUUGUCAGGAUUCUCAAUGAAGAGCUUGAAAAGUUCAAUGAUUUCUAUGUGGACAAAGAGGAAGAGUUUGUUAUCCGCUUCCAGGAGCUGAAAGAGAGAAUUGAGCGUCUUAAAGAUAAAAGCAGCCACAGUGAAAUGUACACAUCUGACUGUGAAUUCAGUGAAGAAAUGAUGGACAUCAGGAAGGACUUAGUUACCAUCCAUGGAGAAAUGGUGUUACUCAAGAACUACAGUUCUUUAAACUUUGCAGGACUAAUUAAAAUUUUGAAGAAGUAUGAUAAAAGAACUGGUGGGUUGUUGCGUCUUCCUUUUACGCAAUUUGUUCUUCGUCAACCAUUUUUCACCACUGAACCCCUCACAAGAUUAGUUCAUGAAUGUGAGGAAAAUCUAGAGCUGCUCUUUCCCCUACAAGCCGAAGUAAUCCAAUCUUCUCCCCCUCCGGAAAAUCCGGCUAGACCGCCGGUAGAUGGCGGCGCAACCAACGCCUUACGUGAGGCAUCCUCAACUCUUGGGGAGGAAACCAUGUACAUAUAUCGUAGCACUCUUGCUGCCAUGAGAGCCAUAAAGGGUCUUCAGAAAGCAAGCUCCACUUCCAAUCCAUUUUCCUUUUCUUCCCUCUUUAGCAACCAAGAUGGUGAUGGCACCGGUGCUGUAACAGCUGAAAACUCGGCACCAAAUUCUCCGGCGACAUUACCGAAUGAAACAAGCAUUGGCAAAGAGGGAACCAAUUCUGUUUAGGAUAAGUUUUCUUUUAUGCUUGCUUCCUGUAUCUUUUGAAAUGCGUUUUCAGUCUUGUUAGUUGAAACUAAAUGAAAUGAGAUCUUUCUGUUCGUAUAUACAAUAAAACAUGUUUUAACUCAGAAAAUAAUAUCUCAGCAUUGUCUUUUCUUUGCUUUGCUUUCACUUU